AUGGCUGUCAAUUCAUCAAUAAGCUUCAUCAUUGGCCUCGUUGGCAAUCUCCUCUCCAUACUCGUUUUUACCUCUCCCAUCAAGACAUUUGCGAGGAUCGUAAAGAUGAAAUCGACGGAGGAUUACAAAGGAGUUCCGUACAUAAUAACGCUAUUGAGUGCUAGUUUAUGGACGUUCUAUGGACUCCUUAAGCCGGACGGACUGCUCAUUGUGACGGUGAACAGUGCCGGCGCCAUCUUUCAGACCAUCUACGUCAUUCUCUUUAUCACCUAUGCUCCUAAACAGAAGAAGAUAAGUACGGGGAUUCUGGCGGGUGUCUUUAACGUUGGGUUUCUAGGAGGAGUGGUUGCCAUAACUCUCCUUGCACUUCACAAAAACAGCCAUGAGAAGAUCACUUUUGUGGGGACUCUUUGCAUGGCACUGACUAUUGGGAUGUACGCAGCGCCUCUUUCCGCCAUGAGGAUGGUGAUUCAGACCAAGAGCGUGAUGUACAUGCCAUUUCUGCUUUCCUUCUGUCUUUUCCUCAACGGAAGUGUAUGGUCCAUUUACGCCGUACUUGUUAAAGAUAUUUAUAUCAUAAUCCCAAACGCUAUAGGCUUUGUUCUGGGCAUUGCCCAGCUAGCCAUAUACUUCAUGUACAAAGCCAAAUCACCCGAGCCAAAGCAAGGUGAUGACGAGGACGAUGACGAUGACGUGGACACAGAGAUGGGCCCAGGCUUCCACGAAAUGGACACAAUCAAAACUGAUACCACCAAUCACAACAUGCACAAAGUAGAUGAAGAAGAAGGGAACGAAGAAGAAGAAGGAAAGCCUCAAGAACAAAGAAAGCAAGAAGAGAAGGGCCCAACAAUGGGCAACCUUGUGAUCCCUCCCAAGCCAUCCAUCAACCGGGCCCACAGCGUCAAGAAGAUCAUACGGACCAUAUCUUCCAUCAGGCCGUACGAUCUGGACUCCAAUUGGGCCACCACUACCGGAGCCCAUGGGCCUGCUGCUAACAAAAUGGGCGAUACCCCGCGCUACACCAAGAAGGAAGAUUGUACUACUACUACACCAAAGCCGUCCGUCAACAAGCCUCAAAGCGUGAGGAAGAUUACGCGGACCAUAUCUUCCAUUCAUCCAUAUGAUGCGUCCGACUCUAAUUGGGCCGCAGCCACUACCGCUCAUGGGCCUGCUACUACUGACAAAUUGGGCGACACCCCGACUGAUCAGAAGAAGGCCUUCAAUAGGUUGCAAAGCGUGAAGAAUAUCAUGCGGACCAUAUCUUCCAUUCAUCCCUCGGAUCUGGACUCGAAUUGGGCCGCGACCACCCCGCGCGGUAAACCGAUGGACCGAUCGACGUCCAUGAUUCGUCCGGCUGUCAAAUGA
Molecule: messenger RNA, 1365 nt
Organism: Linum trigynum
Lineage: Eukaryota; Viridiplantae; Streptophyta; Magnoliopsida; Malpighiales; Linaceae
Source: the annotation of a GenBank genome assembly